AUGUCACAAUCAAAGGUUAUUAUAGUCACGGGGGCGAGCCGUGGAAUUGGGCUUGCAAUUGCCAAUUAUCUACUUCAUGCAUCACACAAGCUAGUUCUUGUGGCAAGGAGUGCGGAACCACUGGAGAAGUUGAAAUCGGAAUAUCCUGGCCAGGUCGAGGUUGUUGCGGCAGAUCUUGCCGAUUUUUCGGUCGGCAACAAAGUUGUAGACGCUGGUCUGAAAGCUUUCUCCCGCAUUGACGGCUUAAUCCUUAACCAUGGCACUCUCAGCCCUGUGAAGCGAAUUGCAGAUUCGACUCCGGAAGAAUGGAGGUCCGCAUUUGAUGUCAACUUCUUUAGCAACCUCGCUUUUAUUAAAGCUGCUCUUCCUUCUCUGCGUCAAUCACAUGGCCGCAUCAUCCUUACGUCUUCUGGAGCUGCAGUAGGCGCAUACUCAGCUUGGGGGGCUUAUGGCUCUUCCAAGGCCGCUUUAAAUCAUCUUGCCGCGACGCUUACGAUCGAAGAACCUGAUAUCUCCUCUAUAGCAAUACGGCCAGGGGUAGUGGAUACCGAGAUGCAGAAGGAGGUCCGAGGACAUGCCACGACGAUGGAUGCCAAAGACGCCGAGAAAUUCAGAGGUUUGCACGAGCAAGGUAAGUUGUUGCGACCAGAGCAACCUGGGAACGUCAUGGCACGUUUGGCAUUAGGCGCCGGAAGAGAGUUGAGUGGCAAGUUGUGGAAUUGGAACGAUAAAGAGCUUAGUGACUUCCAGGACGCAUGA
This is a messenger RNA of Venustampulla echinocandica, 759 nucleotides long. RefSeq names its product NAD(P)-binding Rossmann-fold containing protein. Bases 1 to 759 code for a protein of 252 amino acids. Gene Ontology annotation, cellular component: intracellular anatomical structure. The transcript is spliced from 4 exons. Gene Ontology annotation, molecular function: oxidoreductase activity, acting on NAD(P)H, oxygen as acceptor. The record is from RefSeq and is a predicted model, not a curated record. Lineage: Eukaryota; Fungi; Ascomycota; Leotiomycetes; Helotiales; Pleuroascaceae.